CUAUUCUCUCGCAUUCCAAUUUCCACCACGACGCCACCACACAACACAACUGACCUCGUCUCUCUCUCUCUCUCUCUCUCUCUCUCUCUCUCCGUGAAGCCACUAUCAAACCCUAACCGCCCCCGAAGCCUAAAUCCUCCUCCUCUUCUCAAUCUCUCUAUCUCUCUCUCCUCUCUCUCCACGAUGGCGCAUCAAAUGUCCCCUUCCGAUCACGACCCCAACUCCGACUCGUCCAAGGCCCGCCUCUACAACCCCUACCAGGAUCUCCAGGUUCCCAUGCGAAACCUCUACCAGCUACCUACCUCCCCGGAGUUCCUCUUCGUCGAAGAGGCUAAACGUCAGCGUCGCUCCUGGGGCGAGAAUCUCACCUUCUACACCGGCUGCUCCUACCUCGCCGGCGCAGUUGGAGGCGGCGCCGCCGGUCUCUUUUCCGGCGUUCGAUCAUUCGAGUCUGGAGACACCACCAAGCUCAGGAUCAACAGGGUUCUCAACUCCUCUGGCCACACGGGUCGGGUUUGGGGGAACCGGCUGGGCGUGAUCGGGUUGAUCUAUGCGGGUAUGGAGAGUGGGAUUCAGGCGGUCAGAGACACUGACGAUGUUUGGAAUAGCGUUGCGGCUGGACUGGGAACUGGCGCGAUUUACCGAGCUGCGAGGGGCGUGAGGUCGGCUGCGGUGGCUGGAGCUAUUGGAGGAGUCCUGGUUGGCGUGGCGGUCACGGCGAAGCAGGCGGCCAAGCGAUAUGUGCCAAUAUAAUCAGGGAGGCCUGGUUGCGAUGUGAGUGGUGGUAUUGUUGGUUUUUUUUUUGUCUAUUUGGUUAGUUUUCGGCAAUUUUGAUAGUCCCAUUAGGAAUCGGAGACGAUGAUAAAGUGAAAAUAUAUGGGCAAUGCAUGAUGAAGAUGGUGUUGCUGUGUUUAGUAAUUUUAAAUGGAAUUGAUUAUUGAUAAACAAGUAGUUGAGCACGGGAGUUUCCGUGCUUUCAUACGAGUUUUCGUGUUAAGAAUUCUAUUGUAAUUUGUCGACUUGUCCUGAUAAUGAAUAAUUGGGAUGCAUUUAGA
Messenger RNA from Pyrus x bretschneideri (Chinese white pear), 1055 nucleotides. RefSeq names its product mitochondrial import inner membrane translocase subunit TIM23-2-like. Gene Ontology annotation, molecular function: transmembrane protein transporter activity. The record is from RefSeq and is a predicted model, not a curated record. Gene Ontology annotation, biological process: protein import into mitochondrial matrix. NCBI's taxonomy places the organism in Eukaryota, Viridiplantae, Streptophyta, Magnoliopsida, Rosales, Rosaceae. Gene Ontology annotation, cellular component: TIM23 mitochondrial import inner membrane translocase complex; mitochondrial inner membrane.